AUGGGUCAAGGGUUUUCUCUCGCUACGCCGUCGGCCGGCGCGGCGGGCAUAGAUAUUGCGCAGCUGCUGGACAUUCAGUACGAAAAGAGCAUAGGAAAUGCGCGCUUCAUGAAGAGCAUCCGGGGCAGGCAUGAGCACGGCGUGGUGCUGGUCAAGGUGCUGGUGAAGCCCUACCCGGAGGUGAAGCUGGAGACGUACAAGAAGAAGAUUCUAGAGCAGCGCAAGGCGUUGGCGGGCGUCCCUAAUGCAUUAGGCUUCCAGCGCAUCAUCGAGACGGAGACGAACGGAUAUCUGGUGCGACAGUUCAUGUACAGCUCGCUCUAUGACCGCAUGAGCACGCGGCCCUUCCUGGAAGACAUUGAGAAGAAGUGGCUGGCGUUCCAGCUUCUCUGCGCCCUGCGGGACUGCCACGCGCGCGACGUAUACCACGGCGACAUCAAGGCCCAGAACGUGCUCGUCACGUCGUGGAACUGGCUGUACUUGACCGACUUCUCGUCUGCCUACAAGCCCGUCAUGCUCCCGGACGACAACCCGGGCGACUUUUCCUACUUUUUCGACUCGUCUGGCCGGCGGACGUGCUACAUCGCGCCUGAGCGCUUCUACUCGUCUAGCGAAGCUCCGCCUCAGAAGCCCAAGAUGACGUGGGCCAUGGACGUCUUCAGCGCCGGGUGUGUCAUUGCCCAGCUGUUUCUCGAGUCGGAAAUCUUUAGUCUCGCCCAGCUGUACAAGUACCGGCGCGGCGAGUAUGAUCCCGUCAUUACUCAUCUGAGCGUCAUCUCGGACAAGGACGUGCGCGACAUGAUUGCCCACAUGAUUCAGCUUGAUCCCGAGAGGCGGUAUUCGGCUGAGCAGUACCUUGACUUUUGGAAAGAUAAGGUCUUCCCAAGCUACUUCUACAAUUUCCUCCACCAGUAUAUGGAGCUGAUUACGGAUCCUUCGUCGGGGAACAGCCCCAUGUCGGGCGCUGAGAAGAAUUUGGGCGAAGCGGAUAACCGCAUCGACAGGAUCUAUAAUGACUUUGACAAGAUUUCGUAUUUCUUGGGCUAUCAGUCUGAGAAGCAGACGUCGGGGCCGAUACUACCCAAGUCGAGGCUGGGGUUGGACCAUUUCCCCGUGAGGCUGAGCAUCCCAACACACGAACAUGCCGUUUCCGCAGAUCUCGAACCGCCCGAGGACGACGGGACGCUCAUAUUCUUGACGCUGGUGGUCUCGGCUAUGAGAACGACGGCAAGGGCUGCGUCUAGAAUCAGGGCGUGCGAUCUGCUGUUGGCUUUUGCCGAAAGGCUUACGGAUGAGGCCAAACUGGACAGAGUGCUGCCGUAUCUGAUGACGCUUUUGCGCAAGGAGGAGACGGACAUGGUGCUCGUGACUGUGAUACGGGCCGUCACCCAGCUGCUGCAGCUGGUACGGAUGACCACGCCGAUAAAUUCGCACGUUUUGGUGGAAUAUGUCCUGCCCCGGAUGGAGAUUGCUCUCGGAACCAAAUCGUGGACACCCAACUCUCUUGUGCGAGCGACUUAUGCGUCCUGCAUAGGUAGCCUUGCUUCUACUGCACAGCGUUUCCUGGAAAUGGCAUCCAGCCUCAGGGCAGACGGAUCAAUGCCGAUUACGGACCCGGAGGUUGAGCCUGGGACUGAUGGCGCCGCCGCCAACUUUGAGAGCAUGUUUGAUAAUGCGAAUCGACAGCUUUUUGAGAUUCUCGAGAGCCAUACGAAGCAGCUCGUCGAGGACCCCGAUGUUCAUGUUCGAAGAGCGUUCUUGACGUCGGUGCCGGAGCUCUGCAUGUAUUUCCAAGAGAGUUCUAAUGACAUUCUGCUUACGCAUCUAAUCACAUAUUUAAAUGAUCGGGACUGGAUGUUGAAGAGCGCCUUCCUAGACACCAUCGUGGGCAUUGCGACCUUUAUAGGAAGCACGAGCCUCGAGGAAUUCAUACUGCCUCUCAUGAUCCAGGCUCUGGCGGAUCCAGAAGAAAGCGUGGUGCGUUCGGCUUUGCAUUCGCUGGCUCAGCUCGCUGGCCUGGGGCUGCUGUCCAGGUCAAAGGUAUGGGAACUGGCCGACUUGAUAGGACGGCUCACCAUGCACCCAAACAUGUGGAUCAGAGAGUCUGCAGCAGAGUUUCUAUCUAUGGCUGCCAAGUUCUUAUCGCAAGCCGAUGUGCAGUGCAUUUUGCUGCCGAUGGUUAAGCCGUAUCUCAAAAUAGAGUCUCUUUCUGACUUUUCCGAGUUGAAUCUGCUCGACUCCUUGAAAAAGCCUCUUCCCCGGGCAGUCUUUGACCAAGCGCUGACUUGGGCUGCCAAGACGGAAAGGGGAGUGUUUUGGAAGUCAGUUCUGGGGAAGCGGCUGUCAUCGAACCAGGGGCCGCUGGCUCCGGCGGCUCGAACGUCUGGGGACCUAAUACCCACUUCCACGAGCAAGAUCAACCGCAAUGACGAAGAUGAACAAUGGCUUGAGAAGCUGAGGAAUUUUGGGCUAAAGGCCGAGGAUGAGGUGAAAUUCUUGGCCUUGUGCGAAUAUAUAUGGCGGCUUAGCAGAAGCAAGACGCGAGACCCUGUCGUCGUUGCCCCUGCUGCCGAAGAAGAAAUCAUGCCCACGGGAUUCGUCCAGCUGAAGGAGCUGGGUGUGUCUAUCCAGACUGUGUUUUUUGACGAAGGGCCCCUGAAAGACCCCUCUGGCGCGCUGCCCGACCUGGAAACCACACCUCCCGUAGGAGGGCCAUAUACCAUUGCGGAUGCGUUAUUGGACGCUUCCAUGACCAUAAACGAUAAGAAGCGUGGCGCUCUCCAUUCUCACAAGAGGGUGCACAGCAUUGGUCCUUUGCCCUCCCGCAGCACGGGACGUCUGCUGUCCCCCACAGGGAGCGGUAGGGCUAGCUCUACUGAUUCUCGGAUGGCACUGAAUUCUCCCCUUGGGCCUGGGGAUGAUUCCGUAUCUGUCAAGGAUGGAUCAUAUUCUUCUCGCCGAGGCGUCCGACACCAAUCGAGCGCUCUCAGUCUCUUGGAUCGCAGGGAAGGCCACAAGUCCAUACCGGAGACUGGAACCAGCGACACCAACGCAUUUGGACAGGUGGACGGCCCCUUUACCCAAUCAGCACCGGUGCAGGCCAUUUCUCGGCCGAGUACAGAAGGCGGCGAAGCUGCCCGUCUGAGGCAGGUGAGGCAUAGCUACGAAGGAACGGAUCCCCACGUCCGGCGCAUGCUUGACAACAUGUACGUUGAAAACUUUCCCCGCGAUGUGCUCGAGUUUGGACCGAUAGUCCAGCCCAUUUCUGGAGACAAGAGCAGAUCGGUCAACGUCCCAGGCGCGGACCCUCCCUGGAAGCCGGACGGGCAUCUCGUGGCGACGUUUGCGGAGCACCGUGGGCCAAUCAACCGUGUUAUUCCAUCUCCAGAUCACAUCUUUUUCAUCACGGGCGGCAACGAUGGGACAGUCAAGGUGUGGGAUACGCAGCGACUCGAGCGCAACAUUACGAACCGGUCUCGGCAGACUUACAAACAUGGCGAAGGCGCUCGCGUCGUUGCCCUGUGUUUCGUCGAAAACUCACACUGCUUUGUUAGCUGUGCGUCCGACGGCAGUGUUCACGUAGUCAAGGUUGACACGGUUCCCACUAGUGGUGUUAUUAGAUAUACCAAGCUGCGAGUGUUGCGGGAAUACCAACUACCGGAAGGCGAAUAUGCAGUGUGGUGUGAGCAUUUUAAGCAAGAACAGAGCUCCAUCCUUGUGCUCGCCACCAAUCUAUCGAGGAUCCUCGCCAUGGAUUUGAGAACAAUGACUCUGCUCUACGUGCUGGAGAACCCUGUCCAUCACGGAACACCAACGUGUUUUUGCGUUGACAAGAAGAGGAACUGGCUGUGCGUGGGGACUUCGCAUGGAGUUGUCGACUUGUGGGAUCUUCGGUUCAAGAUGAGGCUCAAGGGCUGGGGUGUGCCCGGGAAAGGAUCCAUCUACCGGAUUUGCGUACAUCCCAACAAGGGCAGAGGCAAAUGGGUCUGUGUCGCUGGAGGAACUGGCCAAGGCGAAGUCACAGUGUGGGAUCUGGAAAAGACGACAUGCAGGGAAAUUUACCGAACUGGCGGCAAUAAGGAUGGCCAGAAGGGAUACACCGCUUGGGAAGUCGAUGAAGAUAAACCCGAAGGAAUGCUUGGUCGGUUCGCCACAAACCUGGAGAUGAGUGACAUGGCAAAUGCGGACCGAGGGGUACGGGCAAUGGUUGUGGGCACGGGAACAUCAGAAGACUCUCGCGAGGUCCGCCAUGCGUACAUGCUUACGGCAGGGUCCGACAAGCGGCUUAGAUUCUGGGACAUUUCUCGGAUCGAAAACUCUUGCAUCUACAGCGGUCUCCAACCCGACGAAGUGCCGCCCACGUACACGAGCUCGCAUCCGACGACAUCGAUGACGCUGAAUACGGAGCGGUUCGCUAGGCAUGCGGCGUCGGCGCCCAAUGCGGGGACUGGAUCCAGACAGAAGGCACCCAGGUCGACGGUGAUUUCUAUGCAGCAGCAGCAGUUGCUCAAGUCGCACCUGGAUUUGAUCAUGGACGUGGCGGUUCUGGAGUACCCGUAUUCGAUGAGCGUGUCCGUGGAUCGGUCUGGCGUGAUUUAUGUGUUUCAAUAG
This is a messenger RNA of Trichoderma aggressivum f. europaeum, 4611 nucleotides long. RefSeq lists its product as uncharacterized. The record is from RefSeq and is a predicted model, not a curated record. The transcript is spliced from 2 exons. Gene Ontology annotation, biological process: macroautophagy; late endosome to vacuole transport; autophagy of peroxisome. Gene Ontology annotation, cellular component: phosphatidylinositol 3-kinase complex, class III, type II; phosphatidylinositol 3-kinase complex, class III, type I; late endosome. Bases 1 to 4611 code for a protein of 1536 amino acids. NCBI's taxonomy places the organism in Eukaryota, Fungi, Ascomycota, Sordariomycetes, Hypocreales, Hypocreaceae. Gene Ontology annotation, molecular function: protein serine/threonine kinase activity; ATP binding; protein binding.